UGAGUAGGGUAUGGGCCAGGGAGAGGACCAAGCCCUGAGGCUACUUCCUAGUGGAAUGGGCUGCUUGUGGAGAGAGUGAGCCCCUCGUCACAGGAGGCAUGCAAGCAGGAGUGGCGAGUGGUGACAGGGAUGCUACAUGCAGAUUCCCUUCUUGCCAUGGGCAGCUCACUUGACCCCUCAGUCGCAGUUCACGCCUCUGUGCAGAGUCUGAUGACUCUGGCUUGUUGGCACCCGUCUCCCUUGCCCUUCCUUCUGAGAGCACGUGGGGGGCAGGUGAGCGCUCCAUUCUCCACUGGGCGUGACAUCUCCUCUGCCUUCUGGCCAGAAUAGCAGAGACCUGGGGCUCCUGCUCCUCCAGGCCUUGGGUGUGUGCUCGCACUGUCACCUGGGCACACCUGGAAGAGGUUGCCCGAGGGGCUGGAGGGGAAUUUUGGUAGCGCGCCUUGGACAGUCGUUGGCGCCGGCCUGUCCCAGCUGGGAGAGGGGAGUCUCCUGGCCUGCCCAGCAGGAGACCAGUGUGGCCCGGAUGGCCAGGGCCCUGGCACGGAGGAGGAGCUCCGGACUUCGGAUGGAUGAUCAAGUCCCCUCCGGGCGCAGCGGGAUCGCGGCUCUGUCUUCCGGGCCGGGCGCCCCCUCGUGGCCCGAGCCGGGACUGCGGAGCCCUGGCGGGCCCCUUCCCACGCCGCACGCUUGCCUCGCCAGGGGCCACGCGGGACAUCGGCUCGGCGCUCACGCGUAUGUGCAUGCGCCACCGCAGCAUCGAGACCAAGCUGCGGCAGUUCACCAACGCGCUGCUGGAGAGCCUCAUCAACCCGCUGCAGGAGCGCAUCGAGGACUGGAAGAAGUCGGCUAACCAGCUGGACAAGGACCACGCGAAAGAGUACAAGCGGGCCCGGCACGAGAUCAAGAAGAAGUCCUCGGACACGCUGAAGCUGCAGAAGAAGGCACGCAAAGAGCUACUUGGGAAAGGAGACCUGCAGCCCCAGCUGGACAGCGCCCUGCAGGACGUCAACGACAUGUACCUGCUGCUGGAGGAGACGGAGAAGCAGGCGGUGCGCCGCGCGCUGAUCGAGGAGCGGGGCCGCUUCUGCACCUUCAUCACCUUCCUGCAGCCUGUGGUGAACGGAGAGCUGACCAUGCUGGGGGAGAUCACCCACCUGCAGGGCAUCAUCGACGACCUGGUCGUGCUGACCGCGGAACCCCACAAGCUGCCGCCGGCCAGCGAGCAGGUGAUCAAAGACCUGAAGGGCUCGGACUACAGCUGGUCCUACCAGACCCCACCCUCGUCACCCAGCAGCUCCAACUCCCGGAAGUCCAGCAUGUGCAGUGCCCCCAGCAGCAGUAGCAGUGCCAAGGGUGGCGGAGCCCCGUGGCCAGGGGGUGCCCAAACAUACUCACCCAGUUCCACUUGUCGCUACCGCAGCCUGGCACAGCCAGCCACCGCCACCACCCGCCUCUCCAGCGUCUCCUCCCAUGACUCUGGCUUCGUCUCCCAGGACACCACCUACUCCAAGCCCCCCUCGCCCAUGCCUUCAGACAUCACCAGCCAGAAGUCCUCCAGCUCUGCGUCCUCCGAGGCCUCAGAAACCUGCCAGUCUGUUAGCGAGUGCAGCUCCCCCACCUCGGUCAGUGCCCCUGGCCCGGCCCCAGGACCGUCACCGCAGGGAGGGCCCAGGGACUGGUCCAAGGCCGGCUCCCACGAGCAGCCCUCGGCCACCACCCUGCAGCGGAGGAAGGACCGGGUGGAACUCCUCCGAGACGCAGAGCCAGGCCCCACCAGCGGGGGCACCGUGGGCCCCAGUGGGGAGGAGGUGCCACGACCCCGGAUGUCCCCUGCCACCAUCGCAGCCAAGCAUGGGGAGGAGGUGUCCCCUGCAGCCAGCGACCUGGCCAUGGUGCUGACCCGCGGCCUGAGCCUGGAGCACCAGAAGAGCAGCCGGGACUCGCUGCAGUACUCGAGCGGCUACAGCACACAGACCACCACGCCCUCGUGCUCCGAGGACACCAUCCCGUCCCAGGGCUCCGACUACGACUGCUACUCCGUGAACGGGGACGCGGACAGCGAGGGCCCGCCCGAGUUCGACAAGUCGUCCACCAUCCCGCGCAACAGCAACAUCGCCCAGAACUACCGUCGCCUGAUCCAGACCAAGCGCCCAGCCUCCACCGCCGGGCUGCCCACCGCGGGGCUGCCCACCGCCGGCGGCCUGCCCUCGGGCGCGCCCCCCGGCGUGGCCACCAUCCGCCGCACGCCCUCCACCAAGCCCACCGUGCGCCGCGCCCUGUCCAGCGCCGGCCCCAUCCCCAUCCGGCCGCCCAUCGUCCCCGUGAAGACGCCCACAGUGCCCGACUCGCCCGGCUACACAGGGCCCACCCGGGCGGGCAGCGAGGAGUGUGUCUUCUACACCGACGAGGCCGCCUCGCCCCUGGCCGCAGACCUCACCAAGGCCUCCCCGAAGAGGCUCAGCCUGCCCAACACGGCCUGGGGCAGCCCGUCCCCAGAGGCCGCCAGCUACCCCGGGGCAGGAGCCGGGCUGGCGACUGAGGACGAGGAGCAGCAGCAGCUGGCCGCCAACCGGCACAGCCUGGUGGAGAAGCUUGGCGAGCUGGUGGCGGGUGCCCAUGCCUUGGGCGAGGGCCAGUUCCCGUUCCCCACCACCCUGUCAGCCACCCCCGCGGAGGAGACACCCGCCCCGCCUCCUGCUGCCACCAGCGACCCCCCGGCUGAAGACAUGCUGGUGGCCAUCCGGCGUGGGGUCCGGCUCCGCAGGACCGUCACCAACGACAGGUCAGCACCCCGCAUCUUAUGAUGGCACCACCCUCCCCACCCUCUCUGGCCCCGGUGACAGCAGAUGGCCUGGGAGCAGCGGCUGCUCAGAGCGAAGGCGCAGCCAGGAGAGAGUACAGGGCCGGGAAAGAGGCAGAGCCACCUUAUGGAAAGAGACACCCCGCUUGGAUUCCAGUGUUGAAGCGGGAGGUGACUUCUUUAACAGACCUCGCCAGGACAGAGCCUGCGGGCCUUGAACUGGGUUGGAGCCCGUUUUGUACGUUUCUGUCCCCUUCCUCCGUGCAGGCCCUGUCUCUUCCACACCACAGGUGAGCACCAGAGCCAUUGCCCCUGCCCACGGGAGAGGGGUUAUCCCAGCCCCCCGGGCCUGGGACCCACAGGUCGGGCAGCCUCUCCCCCUGCCCGCCUUCCCUCUGCCUCUCCCAGGCUGCUCCGCGGCUGGGAGGCAGGGCGGCUGUGGAGGGGCCGGGGGCCCAGUGGGCAGAGAUAUUUGAAUCGGACUGGGGCGCAGGGGGCAGUUGGGCAGCCAGGCCUGCCGUGGGGGAGCGGAGCCUGGGGGCCCAGGUCGCAUCUCAGGGAGGAAAUGCAGGGGGCUUGCUUGGAGGUGCUGGGGGCCCUGAGGUGGCUCCCACCCUGGCCUCCCCUCCCCAGGAGUUUGGCUGCAGAGGGUGGCGGGCAGGGAAGCCCCUCAGCAAGUAGGGCAGCAGGGUAGGGCCCUGAGGCCGGGUCAGCAGGUCAGUCUCCACGGAGCUGGCUUCAGAUGCCUGGUCCUCGCCCGGGCACGUCGAUACUUGGUGGCACUUUGGAGUCACAGUUUUAGCCACUUUUGGGGAUGGGGGCUGGAGCAGUAGCGGGGGAGGGGGGUUACUUUAUGAACAUAAUAAAAUGGAGCUGAUGGUAAGGACCAUGUGGGCAAGGUGGCGAUACAGGGUGUGUGUCUGGGAAGGCCUGCGGGACGGGGCACCCACGUGGCCUGGCAGGCCCAUGGCAGGAGCAGGGUAGAAUCGGCUCCCCCAGAGCCAGAGGGAAGCUGCAAUUCUUUCCUGCGUCUUGAGUGUAGCCAGAGAAAGACUGGAGGGGGCCCUGCCUGUCGGCUGGGGUGGCGGCGUGUCUGGGAAGCGUGGCUUUGACUCUCUGUUGCCAGAGGAGAUGCCUUCCCAGGACACUCGGCCGUGCUGGCCGUGGGGGUGAGGAGCAGGUACCCCCCCAACCCCACGCACCGAGUCACACCAAGUCUCAGCAGGUAAAAGCAUGUGACCUAGGGCAAGUGGAAGGGGUCCAGGUGGUGCCGCGUGUCAGGAGAAAGCAGCAGGGGCCUCCCUGGGGUCAGGAAAGCAGCUGUCCUGGGUCCUCCCAGGUGUUCCUGUGCCAGGAACUGGGGUCACUGUGGGGCAGCAGGUGGGUCUGGGGCACCAAGGAUGCCCCGGUGUGCACGGAGCCCCAUCAGGCAGUGCUGAUGGAGGAAUGGGCCCUGCAAGUCGCCAGUCUGAGCUCAGACUGAUGCCAGAGCCCCAGGUUUGGGGGCCAGGAGAGCAGGUGACCAGUUUGGGGAUCCCUGGGUGGCAUUUCUGCUGUGUUUCUCCCCAGGGCUGCGCCGGUGGGGGGGGUUGCCCAGGUGGGCACAGGGAGCAGGAUGUGUGGUGGGAACAGGACGGGCAGCAGGUACCAGGUGGCUGGAUCCCAGAGGCCCUGCGAGAAGAGCCCUCCUCCUACCUUGGGGGGGGGAAAUCACCUGGGCUUCAGAGGUCUUGAUGGGAGGAGGGCAGGUGUGGCACAGUCCCCCCACUUCCCCCUCCCCCACG
Propithecus coquereli (Coquerel's sifaka) is the source of this 4587-nucleotide messenger RNA. RefSeq names its product metastasis suppressor 1-like (gene MTSS2). Lineage: Eukaryota; Metazoa; Chordata; Mammalia; Primates; Indriidae. Bases 573 to 2807 code for a protein of 744 amino acids. Gene Ontology annotation, cellular component: cytoplasmic side of plasma membrane; actin cytoskeleton. Gene Ontology annotation, molecular function: actin binding; phospholipid binding. The record is from RefSeq and is a predicted model, not a curated record. The transcript is spliced from 13 exons. Gene Ontology annotation, biological process: plasma membrane organization; cell projection assembly.